Molecule: messenger RNA, 1197 nt
Organism: Aspergillus candidus
Lineage: Eukaryota; Fungi; Ascomycota; Eurotiomycetes; Eurotiales; Aspergillaceae
Exons: 3
Coding region: 1-1197 (398 amino acids)
Source: RefSeq, a predicted model, not a curated record
AUGCCAAUGAUACCAUUCUCCCAGGGCCGUCUGCCCCGAAGCAGUGGUCGUCCGCGUUCCGGCGCUGCUAGCGCCACCGUCCUGUCGGAAGAACGACGGAGUCAAAUUCGACGCGCGCAAAAGACAUAUCGUUUGAAAAAAGCAGCCAGCUUACAAGAAACGCAACAGCGAGUCGCACUCUUGGAAACGAAACUACAGAGUAUCUCCGAGUCGCUGUCAGACUACCGAGCCGCGCUGGUGUCCGAGCUGCAGGACAGCCAUCCACUAGUUACCGGCUUCGAUAACAUUUUUGAUAUGGUUGAUUGCGAUCGCGACCAAACGAGGACGACAUCCCAAUCGCCAACAGACAAAUUCGAAGUCACUCGGUCAUACGACCCCAAUCCUCCCAACACCCCCUUUGGCUACCACAACGACAGCUCCUCCUCCACCACCACCACAGUAGAAACACCCACUACACCUCUCCGACAGCAACCAUCCCCCACAAUCACCCCCUCCCCCAGCACAAGAAAAUAUACGCACGCCUUCCGCGAGUGCUCCCUCUCCCGCCAACUCCAGCGCUACAGCCUCGAACACGCCUUCCGCCUCUUCACCAACGCCCACUCCCCCCCUGUGGAAAUCUACCGCGUCUUCCGCCUCGUCCCGUGCCUCCGCAACCGCUCCAAAAUGUACCCCUACUUCCGACGACUCGUCUGCGCCGACACCGACAACCCACUCGAAGUUCCCACCCUACCGUUCUAUUGCAUCGGCGGCGCCGGCACGCACUACCCCGCGCGCGACACCGCCGGAAACCCCAUUUACCCGCCCAAGAUGCGCCUCCCGCGGCGGAUCUUGAGCGUGGGCGUGGACGGUUCACAGAGGCGGCUUGAGGCCUGCGGGCUUGAUGGUCGGUGGUUCGAUUGUCGCGAUGUGGAGGGUUUCCUGCGUGAGCGAGGGGUCCAGGUCGAUGGGUCUUUGUUUCCCGUUGUGAGGGAGUCAGAUUCGGGUUCCCCGGGUGAUGGUGGUGGUGGUGAUAGUGCGGAAUAUCAGUUGCAGAUGUCGCUGGUGGAGUCGUUGGGGGAGAGCGUGGCUCCCUCGAGGCUGGACCUGGAGUCGUUCUUCCAAAGACUCCUUCGCGGAGUGGUCAUUCUUGGUCGCGUGCCGGGAUUCCGGGAAUGUGAUGUGGUGGGGGCGUUUAAGACGUCGGUUGUAUUUAGUUGA